Messenger RNA from Notothenia coriiceps (black rockcod), 1839 nucleotides. RefSeq names its product protein phosphatase 1, regulatory (inhibitor) subunit 14Bb (gene ppp1r14bb). Gene Ontology annotation, cellular component: cytoplasm. The record is from RefSeq and is a predicted model, not a curated record. NCBI's taxonomy places the organism in Eukaryota, Metazoa, Chordata, Actinopteri, Perciformes, Nototheniidae. The transcript is spliced from 4 exons. Bases 433 to 804 code for a protein of 123 amino acids. Gene Ontology annotation, biological process: innate immune response; regulation of phosphorylation. Gene Ontology annotation, molecular function: protein serine/threonine phosphatase inhibitor activity.
GUGGGGCUGAGAGAGAGAGAGAGAGAGAGAGAGACAGAGAGAGAGAGGCGUGUGAUUUCUCUUUGUACUGAAUGAAGAGUUCAGCCAGCUCCGCUCCUCUCUCUUCUCUUUUUAUAUAAGCAGAGUUUGCAUGCUGUAAAUAGCCCAAUAAGCCGGUUACUCUUCACGUUUCACCGUAACGGUCGCUCCGGUUUGUUUUGUGGAAACGUCUGGCUCCUGCCAAUGUCUCUUUGAGCAAUCUUUGGACAACAAAAGCAUCAGGUCCAGCGCUGUUUCUUCGGGGGAUUCCAAGUCACACAUUUAUCAGCCGGGGUUUUGUUUUCAGUGAGGAAAAGGCCAGCACGUCAACAAAAGCCGCUUCGCCUCCUGACUGUCGCCCAUUUCACACUUCACACCUCCGGGGGGGAUUCUAGUAUCCCGAAGCGAGUGACCAUGGCUGAUACCAGCCCUCAACCCCGGGUAUAUUUCCAGACACCGGGCGGCACCGCGGAGGAACCCGAGAUUCCGGUUCGGAAGCAGGGACGCGUUACCGUCAAAUAUGACCGUAAAGAGCUGAGGAAGAGACUGAACCUGGAGGAGUGGAUUAUCGACCAGCUAACGGACCUCUACGACUGUGAGGAGGAGGCCAUCCCAGAGCUGGAGAUCGAUGUGGACGAGCUGCUGGAUAUGCCCAGUGACGUAGAGCGGGGAGCCAGGGUCAAGGACUUAGUGGUCGAGUGUUUUAAGCCUACUGAGGACUUCGUCUCAGAGCUGCUGGACAAGAUCCGAGGGAUGCAGAAGCUCUCCACGCCUCAAAAGAAAUGAUGCGUCCCUCCUCCUCCUCACCCACACCCUCCCCUCCACCUCUCGUCUUCCUAUCUUGCUUUCCUUCUUCUUUUUUUUUUAACGUCAGUCUCCAUCCAUUGAGGGUCUUCUUGUUUCCUCUUGCCUGGAUCCAGCCCUAUUAGUGGCUAGCUUUCCAUGUGUUGUGACCUUCCUGUGUUGUUAGUCGGACGUUCUUCUUAAAAAAACGAAGAUUGGUAAAGUUAAGUUAGCAACAAGUGUUUCAUUGGGCUUCAUCCAGGCACGUUCCUUCCUUCCCCUUUCCACUCCUCGUCCUUCACCCUUUGUUUUGGCUUUUACUCCUCUUCCUCCUCCAGCUCUUCUUCCUCCCACCCUCCCUUUAAACCACCCUCCAUCUGUCUGAGGAGGAAGAGAAAAAGAGGAGAGGAGUCAUAUAAUUACUGAGAGGAGCGGUUGAGAGUGGGAAGAGGAACAAGGGAAAGAGUCUCCGACGGCCAAAAAAGAGGGGAAGGUGGAAACAGCCAAUCAGCUUGAAGCAGGGCCUAAUCACUGCUUAUGUCUAUAAUGAGAUUCCUUGUUUUGUAAUGGGGUUACUCUUUUAGAUGAGUUACCAACCGUGAUUAUUGUGAUUCAGUGCAGGGGGGAUAUUCACUUGACUUUUUUGGCGGGGUCAGUACAGUCUUUUCAGAUAAUUCCUCCCAUAAUCAGAGGCAUUUGUUACACUGGUGCAUUUAAAGACUGUGUGUGUGGAUCUGCACUAUGUAAUUUUAUGGAAGAAAAUCUGAACCCUUUGACCACGAGAAAUAAUGGGACGUCAUUUUAGUCCAACAAAGAGAGAAAUCUGAUCCUGGAAAUAGUGGUUGAACCUUAAAAAAAAUGUUGCUGUGGUGGUCUAACGGUUCGACUAAUUAUAGACUACAAAUCUUCCUUUGAGGCUAGUAGAAGUAGGUUCUCUUUAGGGUGGGUGUACUUGAAUUACACAUUUUUGAGGAAGAAAAGUUUAUUUUCUUUCCUCAAUGGGUAGUGAAGUUGUAAGAGAGGCUCUUUAGAAGCACA